GGCAGCCACGCCUCCGGCCACCUUCCCCCUGCGGUCGUACCUCUGCUCACCUCUCCCCCGACCAACGCGCCUCCCGUCACCUCCCCCCGCCGCCACCACGAUUUCAGCCACCUCCUUCCCUAAUCCCCAGCGCGCCUUCGAUCCUGCCGUCCCCGGCGCCCAAACACGCCACCUACCUGAGCCACGCCCCCGCUUCCUCCUAUCAGUCUCGGUGACGCUCGCGCCCUCUCCCCGCACCUCACCUCCUGCCGGUGAAGCAUAGCGGCCCAGCCCGGCGCGAGGCACUCGAGGCUCAGGACAUGGCAUAAAUCUCGCGCGUCGACCAUCUCUGAGGGAGGCGCCGCGACCACUGCCUCCUACCUUCUGCAGCAUGACGUGCCUCGUGCGGCCCUCUGAGCUCAAGUCCCGUCACCGACCGUCCGCUCCCGGCUUCGCUCACCUGUCUGUGCUUGACGGAAUCGAGCUUUUCCAUGGUUUUGCAGUCCAACUUCUAGCUCCACCUCCGGUCGCUCAAUGAAUCAUGUGUAGGCCACCCCCGUGCUCCGCCCCUAUAUUCGGUUCGGCUGUUAGCUCCUGUUCCAGCUGCCUAUACUUGUUCUGAUGCUCUGAAGACCUUAUGCAUGCAGCUGAGUUGGACUGCCUCCUAUUCAAAUUCUUGCAACUUUCAAUUAUGUUUUGUUUGAAAGCUACUUACUGUAAAGUAGUAUAUGUGCUAGCAUUUCAGUAUAGCUUCCAAAAAUAUGUGGUUCAAGUUCUCAAUUUGUUUAGAAGAAGAUAGGACAGGAAAUCUUGAAUGGAAAGCUCAUAUGAGUGUGGAUGGUUUGAGUAAAUUGGUGACUGGUGGAGAUCAUUCAUGUUGAUUAUUUUUGACAAUAAUGAUAGGUCCACUAGAGAAUUUGCGGAUAACUUUUUAAGUAAAAAGAUAAUCUUUAUAUGGACACUUGGACUAUAAACAUUUGCUAUAGUUCACCUUUAAUAACUUUGCAAGUACAGAGAUAUCACCUAAAUGUAAUAUGUAACUAUGUGUUGCAAUCUGAGCAAUGGGUGUGUAAAUUGUAGUCUCUGCAUGCACAGUCGAGAUGUGUUCAGUCCAACCCCAUGGCAUCAGGGAGGUCGAGUUCGUCGCGAGCAGCAGUACAUGGUUGUCGGCUUCAACUUUCUUCCACCAAGGUGCUUUCACUCGGUGAUGCAAGGAUGUUCGGUUCAAUUUAUAAAUUUCAUUCAGUUCGCGCGAGGUGGAGAUUGGGGCGCGGUGGGGUGUGGCCGUGUGUGUGGAGACGGCCCGCCGCAACGUCACCGGCCGGAUCCCGCUCUUCAGUUGCUUAUAAUCUUGACAUCUUUGAUGAAUCCAGCCCGAACUGAAGCAUGUCGGCAAGCCAGGCGUUGGGCUAACCACUGUCGUCUGUCUACCUCCUUCCCCGAGAAGUUACCCAGCUGUGGGCUGACUUGGAGGCUCCUUCUCCACGUCGACACAAUUGCAGGACCAAUGUGCUACUGACCGCGCAAGCUUUCUCAAGGAGCUCGUGUCCAACGAUACUGAAAGGAAAAAUGGAGUGAAAGUGCUACUGCACCAGUUUUGAACUUCUUAUUCAAUCAUGCUACUACUGAGUGAAAAAUGGAGUGAAAGUGUAUUGCAAUUGAUCUCUCUUAGACCCUGGCAAUCCUCUAUUUAUCCUUUGUUUGCUUGUUUUUUGGUCUGUAAUUCAAGAACUUUGACCUUCGUAAUUCGGUUUUUGGUUAAUUUAUUAUGUCCGUUACAAACCUUUAAAUCUGAAGAGGCUUCUAAUAUAUAGCAAGAAAAUGUGCA
Triticum urartu is the source of this 1807-nucleotide messenger RNA. NCBI's taxonomy places the organism in Eukaryota, Viridiplantae, Streptophyta, Magnoliopsida, Poales, Poaceae. The record is from RefSeq and is a predicted model, not a curated record.